Messenger RNA from Episyrphus balteatus (marmalade hoverfly), 2607 nucleotides. RefSeq names its product larval serum protein 1 beta chain-like. The transcript is spliced from 3 exons. Lineage: Eukaryota; Metazoa; Arthropoda; Insecta; Diptera; Syrphidae. The coding region runs from base 49 to 2364 and encodes 771 amino acids. The record is from RefSeq and is a predicted model, not a curated record.
UUUAAGAUCUAGUCAGUUAACAUUGACAAACGGAAACUUGCAUUUACAAUGAAAAUAACGCUCGCAAUCUUAGCCUGUGUGGCUAUGGUUGGCCUUCAUGCAGCUAGUAUUCCAAAGGAAUCAUCCUAUGUUGUGGACAAGGCUUACUUGGAGAAACAAAAGUUCUUAUUCGAGAUCCUGUACCGUGUUGAAGAUCCUCUUCAAUUUGAAGAAUAUAUCAAACUUGGAGGAAAGUUGAUCAAUGAUGAGUCAAAAUACCAGAAAUACGACAAAUCUAUGAUCCAAUUCUACGAUGCCUACAAGGUUGGUGGUCUUCUUCCCAAGGGAGAAUACUUCAGUGCUGUACAAAAGUACCACGCUCUUCAGGCUUUAGGACUCUUCAACUACUUCUACUAUGCCAAGGACUACGAGACAUUGGUGCAAAACAUUGCUUGGGCUCGUUUGAAUGUUAACGAAGGCAUGUUUGUCUAUGCCUUGACUCUUGCCGUCAUCCAUCGCCCCGACAUGAAAGGUCUCAUCCUUCCAUCAAUCUUCGAAAUCUUCCCACAAAUGACCCUUAACGCCAAGUCCAUCUACCAGGCAGAGAAAUUCGACUCAGAUGUCUACAACAGACAAAUCAUGCUCGAGAAGGAAUUGAAAUCCAUCUAUGAUCAAGAUACAAACACUGACAACUGCCAACAGUUCUAUUUGAAAGACUGGAAGACAUGGCAAUGGUGGAAAUUGAUGGGCUUGGACGAACAAUUCUACGUUGAAGAAAAGACUUUCCUUCGAAACAACAUUGGAGAUUUAGUCAACGACACCAAGUACAAGGAAGUUUUGAAGGAUCUUCAAGCCUACUACCUGCCAGCUGAUUACACCCGUGACAUUGGAAUCUUCAACGAAGAAUCCAAAUUGAGCUACUUCACCGAAGAUAUUGGUUUGAAUGCCUACUGGUAUUACUUGAACAUGGAUUAUCCUGAUAUCUUGAGUGGCCAAGAGUACGGCUUGAACAAGGAUCGUCGUGGAGAGCUGUGGAUCUACAAUGUUCAACAACUUUUAGCUCGUUACUACAUGGAACGUCUUUCAAACGGUUUGGGAGAAAUUGAUGAACUUUCGUUGUACGGUUUGGUCAAGACCGGCUAUGACCCACAAUUGAUUGCUUACAAUGGUAAUGGAUUCACAUACAGAAAGAACUACUACGAAUUGGAAUCAUACCAAAACUUGGACCUGGCUAACCGUUUGAUGGGAGUUUACAGAAGAAUCAUGGACAUUAUUGACACUGGCAAAUAUGUGACUAGCAAUGGAGUUGAAAUUGAUCUUACUAAGCCUGAAUCGAUCGAUUACAUUGGCAGUAUGAUGCAAGGCAAUGUUGAUAUCAUGGACAAGAAUUUCUUCGGACACUGGUACGCUCUUGCUAACGUCUAUCUCAGUGGUGGUCAAUAUGAAGCAUUCACUGUACAACCUCAUGCUCUUCAGAACUAUGAAACCAUGCUUCGUGAUCCAAUCUCUUAUCUUCUCUUCAAGAAAAUUGUUGAUGUUUACUAUAAAUUCAAGUACCAAUUGCCAUCAUACAAACGUGAAGAACUCAUUGUUCCCGGUGUUAAGAUUCAAGAUGUCCAAGUGAGUGAAUUGAAGACCUACUACGAUUUGGUCGAUCUUGAUAUUACCAAUUUGUUGAACGAAAAGAUGGUCUUUAUCGAUGGUAAAUUUGUAUGGGACAAGACUUUGUUGGCUCGUCAAAUGCGUUUGAACCAUAUUCCAUACAACUACAACAUCAAGGUUCAAUCGGAACAACCACAAAAGGUUGUAGUUCGUACGUACAUUGCUCCUGAAUUCGAUCAAUAUGGUCAGAAGAUUGAUCUUUUGAGUCAUCGUGAAAACUUGUUGGAAAUUGAUAUUUUCACUUAUGACAUUCCUGCUGGAGAGAAUAUCAUUCAACGCAACUCGAAGGACAUUUACUACAAUACCAAUGAUCAGACAACUUACACCGAAUUGUACAAAUACGUGAUGUUGGCUUAUGAAGGUAAACAAGAAUUCCCAUAUGGAAUUAGUGAAGCUCACUGUGGAUAUCCAGCUAGAUUAGCUUUGCCACGUGGUUGGGUUAAGGGUAUGCCAAUGAGUUUGUUCAUUGUUAUCAGUCAAUACAAUGGCAAUGAGGAACAAGUUCUUUCAUAUGAUUACACCACAUGUGGCAUUGGAUCAGGAGCUCGUUAUGUAGAUAACCGUCCGUUGGGAUAUCCUUUCGAUAGGAAGAUUGAUAAUAUUCAAGAAUUCUAUGUGCCAAAUAUGUACCAGAAAACUGUUAAGAUUUAUCAUGAGGAUAAACUUGAUAAGUACUAUCCAAAGAAGUAUGAUAACUAUGGUAAAUUUGACUACAACUAUUAAGGAUCUUCUCCCGCUGAUGCUGACCAUUACUACGAUUAAACGCAAAUGACGACAACGGAAAAAAUGUGAUACGAUAAUUUUGUAUGGGUUCUUCUUUCAAUCAAAAUUUUAAUGAAAAAUUCUUGAGUCCAGAUAAAAUCUCAAAUGUGUCUUUAAAGAAAAGGUUUUUCAUUGAAAUUUGAUUUAAGAAGGACUAUAGAAUAGCUUUAAACAGAAUAAAAGACUUUUUGCUUACCUUUUAAA